AUGGACGCGCCCGGCCAGCGGCCCGCCAGCCCCCGAGCCGGCCCGGAGGGCGCGGCGGCAGAACGGGACCCGAGCCCGCGCCCGAACCCGAACCCCGACCCGGAGGCGCCCAUUCAGGAGGAGAAGGAGUCGGCGUACGUGGAGAUCCGCGGCUCGCCGCGGGGGCCGGAGGAAAGCUGCCAGAAGCCCGAGCUGGCCCCGGCCGGCGGCGCGGAGGGAGCGGCCGGUCCCACACCGGAUAGCGGAGCCGGUGGGACCGGGGAUGGCGACUCGGCGAGCGGUGGACCCCUGGGGAAGGAAGCAGGGCCAGCAUCCUUGGACCACGGGCGGGAUCGCCCUCCUUCCCCGGCAGCGGCGGAAUGCGGCGCCGACACCGGCCCCGGCUCCGUGGAAGCGGCGGGGAGCGGCAGGACGCCGGAGGCGGGGGGCUGUCCGGAGUCCUCCUCCUCCUCCUGCCCCUCGCCCGUGACCAAGGCCGACGACUUUCCCGCGAUGAGCGACCCGGUGUCGACGGAGGGCAAAACAUCAUCGUCCUCCUUCGGCUACGAAAGCGAAGUGGAGGAUGAGGUCGCGGGGCGCAAGGCGACUCCCCCCGGCGCCCCCCCGGGCACCCCUCCCGGUGGCGGCCGCGACGAGGCGCACUAUAUCAGCACGCAGGAGAUCCAGCUCAGCGAGGUGGACCACGACAUGGACUUCGACGCGGGGCUGGCCGCCCGCUGGGACUUCGAGGAUAACAACGUGAUCUACUCCUUCGUUGACUACGCCUCCUUCGGAAGCGACGAGACCCCGGGGGACACGCUGACGGAGGAGGAGGAGAAUAGCUGCUACCUUAGCACGACCACCAGCGACCCCAACAACCAGACGGACAGCAUCGACAACACCAGCAGCACCGAGAUCGUCAGCCUUACCUCCGAACACGACACCCCCGGCGGGGACAAGCGCGCCAGCUCGGGGGAAAGCCGGUCCAAGCAGCCCGGCCGCCCCGGCGGGAGCCCGGGCGCCCAGCUUCUCCUAUCAAUCAAAGCCGCUUCCCGGGCUAUAAAUGAGUCUAGCAACGUGCACGGAAAGCAAAACACUGUUUACGCUGCCAAGCAUGAAGGCGACAUGAGUCUCCGUGUCGCCGCGGCUCCAGACCGCAGUGCGAGUUUAAAACAGGAUGCGGUCCGCGACCACGCGAAAAAGUUCAUCGCGGUGCCCGCGCGGCUGCAGACGCGGUGCGGGGCCGCCAGGGCGGGCGAACACUCCAGCGGCGCCUCCAGCGCCGUCAGCGAGCUGGACGAUGCCGACAAAGAGGUGCGAAACCUUACGGCCAGGGCUUUCCGCAGCCUGGCGUACCCCUAUUUCGACACCUUGCGCCCCGGCUCCCGCGCCUCCUCCGCCUCGCUGUCCGACAAUGCCCUGGGCAUCAACCGCUGGUCCACCUACCUGGACCUCAAGUGCGGCAGUCUGGGGCCGAGAGCCGAGCCCAGCCUGCUGCGCUCCGGCCGCUCGCAGACCAAAGCCCUUGAGUUCGUGGUCAGCAAGCUCGACGGGGAGAUCGCCCACGUCGAAACGCCGCGGCGGCUGCGGGCGGGCUCCCGGGUGGUGACCCUGCUGGACCUCGGCGAUGCCGCCGAGGCCGGGGAGCCGCCGGCGGUGGAGGGCGGCGGGAAGGGGUCCAGCAAGAAGUCCAGGUUCGCCUCCAGCCUUCUCAAAAACGUCAUCUCCAAGAAGAUGCAGCUGGAGCACGAGUUCAAGAUGGAGCGGGGCGAGAUCACCGACACUUCCUACACCGGGCCGGGCACGGGCCGGGAGCCGGAACCCACCGGCGGCAGCGCCAGCCGGGAGCGGCAGCGAGAGGACGGCGUGCAGCGGCAGAACUCCCGGCACUCGGAGGGCGGCUCGGACUGCGCCGCGGCGCCGGCGGAGGAUGCGGGCGAGGGCGGCGGGGGCCGAUCUCCGGCCUCCAAGGCGUCGACGCCCCGCGAGGGGAACCGCAGCCUGGACCGGGCGCUCUCGGAGGAGCUGUGCGAGGUGAAACGCAGCGCCUCGGAGGCCAUCAAGGCCACCUUCCUCCGCAGCCAGAACAGCGCCUUCAGGUCCUGGAAGGAGCGGGAGGCGGAAAGGAAGGAGGAGAGGGCCCCCGUCGGUAAGCUGAAACUCUCUCCCAAGCACGACUGGCGAGCCGACCUGGGUGAGAUCUCUGCCGGCAAGUCCACCAAGAUGUCCCGGCUGUUCGUCCCCGCCAUUCAGCACACUCCUCGGGAGAAGGAACCUGGCAAGAGGGCGACCAAGUGCUCCGCCGCGGCCGCCGCCGUCUCCUCGCCCGCCGCCGCCGCCUCGCCCCCCGCCGCCAAACCCAAAGCCCCCGAGAUCAAGAUCAGCCUGGGCAGCGUGCAGCAGCCCCGGGACGCCGCUUUCAGCAUCGCCCAGCUGCUGACGCCGCAGAUCGCAGGCCGACCGCUGGAGGAGGGCAGGGGACAGCCCCCCAAGCCUCUCAAGGCUGGGGACAGCUCCGACAAAGUGCCGCAGUUCCUGGUGCGCGACGUGAGGGACAGCAAGUACAGAGCCCAGGGGAUCCUCCAUCAGGUGCGCGACGUGCGGAAGCUCAUCAAAAGCUCCUACAGCGCUGACUCGGGAGAUAACAGCAGCGACAAGGGCAGCGGCGCCUCCGAGCAAGGCGGGCCGGAGCAGAAGCCCCGGCAGCAGCUGGUCAUCGCCGGUGUCCCCCGGUCGCUCUCCCCCGUGGUCAUCACCUGCCAGGCUGUCGGCCACACCGGCACCAAGCCCACCGAGGCGGGGGCCAAGGCGCCGGGCAAAGUGCCCGCCUGCCCCCCGGAGGGCACCGUCCUGGUACACCGCACCUCGGGCAGGCUGCCAGUGGCCACCAUCGCCCCGAACAAGAGCGAUGCUCGCCAGCCGGCUGUGCUCAAGAUCGUCUCCAAAUCCUCCGCUCCCUGGAGACACCAGCCCCCACUGCCGCCCGCCGAGAGGGGCCGGGGACCGGAGGAGGACCCGCGGGAGGAGAGCAAGGCAGCGCCGGUGCAGAACGCGCUGGAGAAGCUGACGGCGGCGGUGCGGAGCAUGGAGGAGCUCUACAGCUUCAACAAGCGCGAGUGGAAGCGCAAGAGCGACCCUCUGCCCAUCACCGACAGCCACGUCCUCUCCCUCAUCGCCAGCCAGGAGCGGGGCGCCGGGUCCCGACCCGCCGCCGCUGCCGCUCCGCCCCCGCCGCCGCCGGCCGACAAGGCGGAGGAGCCGUCGGGCAAGGGGCCGAGCGGCGAGCGGCUGCCCCGCCGCCCGUCUAACAGCGCCGCCGACAAGGUCUCGGCCAAGGCGGCCGCCUUCGAGAGCCUGGCCCGGCAGCGGCAGCGCGGCCCGCCCGCUCCCCGGGUCGAGCCUGCCGCCGCCCCCCGCGCCCUCCUCACGCUCCGCGGGACGGGCGGAGCCGCAGCCCCCGCGCCGCCCAAGCCCCCCCCCGAGGGCGACCUGCGGGGCCCGGCAGCGCCGCGCUCCCCUCGGCUGCCCGCGGGCGGCGGCGAUGCGGAGCGCGGCCCCGACUGCGGGAACUAUCUGUCCCUGCCGCUGAAGGCGGCCACCGAACCCGGCUCCCCCCCGUCCCCGGGGACCACGGCGGCGGGCGGCGGCGUCCGCCCCAGCGCGGUGUCGGCGUCAGCGGCGGCGGCCGCGCUGUGCAGCCUGCAGCCCUUCGGCACGGCCAAGCCCCCCGGCAACCCCAGGCCGCCGCCUGGUCCCCCGCCCGCCGAGGAGCCUCCCGCCGCCGCCCCGCCGCCCGCCGAGGGCCCGCCUGCCGCCGUGUACCGCCCGCCGCUGCCCUUCGCCGCCCUGCCCGGCGCCGCCCCGCCGCUGCUCUGCUUCUCGCCCUCCGUGCCCGCCGCGGCCACAACGGCCGAGCCCUUCCCGCAGACGCAGCGCAAGGUGCUGCUGGACGUGAGCACCGGGCAGUACUACCUGGUGGACACGCCGGUGCAGCAGCCCCUCAAGCGGCGCCUCUUCGAUCCCGAGACCGGGCAGUACGUGGAGGUGCCAGUGCCGCAGCAGCCGGCCGUCGCUCCCGUCCCGCUGCCGCUCUCGCCCCUCACCCUCAAUGCCGGUGCCUACGGCGCCACGUACAUGCUCUACCCCGGGCUCCUGCCUGCCGCCACCGUGCUGCCCGCCGGCGCCCUGCAGCGCCCGCUGUCCCACUCGGGCAGCGAUGCCAGCGCCCCGGCAGAGCCUGGCAGCCCCGCCGCGCCAGAGGCAGCUUUUGCCGAGAGCCCCUACUACGUGGCUACCAGCAAGGGCCCGCCGCCGCCGCGGCACGGGGCAGCCGAGGCCAAGCCGGUCAUCAGCAUCACAGCGCCGGCCACCGGCCCUCGGAUCGUCGCGCCGCCCUCCUUCGACGGCACCACCAUGCGCUUUGUGGUGGAGCACCGGUGAAGAGCGCGGAUAAAGAAGAAGAAUUAUGCUUCUUUAAUUUGAAAUAGACUUGGUA
Molecule: messenger RNA, 4474 nt
Organism: Catharus ustulatus (Swainson's thrush)
Lineage: Eukaryota; Metazoa; Chordata; Aves; Passeriformes; Turdidae
Gene: C5H4orf54
Product: chromosome 5 C4orf54 homolog
Exons: 2
Coding region: 1-4419 (1472 amino acids)
Source: RefSeq, a predicted model, not a curated record